Molecule: messenger RNA, 4928 nt
Organism: Schistosoma bovis
Lineage: Eukaryota; Metazoa; Platyhelminthes; Trematoda; Strigeidida; Schistosomatidae
Source: the annotation of a GenBank genome assembly
AUGAAUUCGGACUUGUAUCUGUACAUCCGGCGCCGUUCUGCUAUUGGAAAAUCUAAUCUUCGGGAUUAUUUGUCAGGCUGCAAAGACUUUUUACCAUUACCGAUGUCUACAUUGGCAUUGAAAGGCAGUGACAGUACUGCAAACGAUGACUGGAAGUCAACUCUUAAGCUUCCGGAGAAGGACAUGCGUAUUAAAACGGCUGAUGUAACUGCUUUGAAAGGAAGCAGCUUUGAAGACUUUUGUCUAAAGAGAGAUAUCCUGAAGGGAAUAUACGAGAAAGGUUGGGAGUCCCCAUCCCCGAUCCAAGAAUCCAGUAUACCAAUAGCUCUAACGCACAGAGAUAUAAUGGCAAGAGCCAAAAAUGGCACUGGCAAAACUGGAGCUUAUUCAGUCCCUGUCCUAGAAUCGAUCGAUACUACAAUCAACAAAAUUCAGGCUAUUAUUUUGGUACCCACUCGAGAACUUGCACUUCAGACCAGCCAAAUCUGCAUAGAACUUGCCAAGCAUACGGCUAUUAAAAUCAUGCUGGUAAUCGGUGGCACACUGCUAAAAGACGAUUUAAUAAGACUAAGUCAAACCGUCCAUGUUUUAAUCGGCACGCCCGGUCGUUUGGUAGAUUUACUAAGCAGGGGACUCAUUGACAUAUCCAGGUGUAAAAUUGUUGUUCUGGAUGAAGCAGACAAACUACUGUCCGAAGAGCUCAUAAGUGGGGUUGAGGAGAUUCUCAAUGGUGUGGAUAAAAGUCGUCAAGUUCUUGUUUAUUCAGCAACGUACCCCGUUACAGUCCAGUCAUUUAUGACUCAGCAUUUGCGCAAUCCCUAUCAAAUAAACUUAAUGGAGACAUUAACGCUAAAAGGAAUUACUGAAUAUUAUGCAUAUGUCCAAGAAAAGCAUAAGGUACACUGCUUAAAUACGUUGUUUUCAAAACUGCAGAUCAGCCAGUCCAUAAUUUUCUGUAGUUCAGCACAACGAGUCGAACUUCUUGCCAAAAAAAUCACCCAGUUGGGAUAUUCCUGUUAUUAUAUACAUGCAAGGAUGUCUCAGCAGGACCGUAACAGAGUCUUUCAUGAUUUUCGGAAUGGUUGCUGCCGCAACCUUGUUUGUACAGACCUUUUGACUCGUGGAAUUGACAUUCCGACUGUGAAUGUUGUUAUAAAUUUUGACUUCCCAAAAUAUUCUGAAACAUAUUUGCAUCGUAUUGGUAGAUCUGGUCGUUUUGGUCAUUUGGGUAUUGCUAUAAACUUGGUUACGUAUGCAGAUAGGUAGGUCCUUUGCUCAUACUUAACUUACUCUCAGAUAUUCAUUAAAAACAGUGGAAACAGAACUAGUUACUGAAAUCAAACCAAUUCCUAAAGAAAUCGACAAGCGGUUAUAUGUUGCGGAAUACCAAAAUGAAAAUAAUUUGGAUCCAAUGACAAGAGAGGCACUGUUUAAUGGUCGUGGGUUGCCUUCAGGCAACAAAGAAGAGGUUGUAAACAAUCAUUAAUAUAUAUGACUUCCCGGUGACUUCUGGGCAUUUACCUAAGAUGCUCGCCACUUUAGAAUCCCUAAUUUUUUUGAGUUUAGGUUAUCCCUAUUAUUUUCUUCGCAGCUUCAAUGAAUCCAUUCCCACUCGUGAUAUGCUGUAUAGUUUAAUUUUUCCCAUCUGUCCUUUUCAGUUGGGGUUUGUUUUUUCAAAUGUUUAUUUUUUUUGUUAUUAUAAUUAACCCUAACCAGAACUCCCACUUCCCUUGUAUUAUAUCCCAAAUGUACAGUUAGCUUAUAUGUUCAUGAUGUUAAUGACUGUUUACCAUCCGUGUCGCUUUGAAAGUUCCCUGUGGCUUUGUAGCAUCCAAAUGAUGGCUUUGAGGAGUGUGUUGGAUCUACUCGCCACCCAUCCCAUAUUCUGUAUGUGGUCAGUGUUGCCCUCAUUCGCUUGCUAAUGGCUGUUGUUAUUUUCCAGGAAGCUGACCAAUGGUGUUUUAUUUGAGUUUCAAAUAAUUAAGUAAAUAAAGGUUCUUGGUAGAAUAACAAUUGCUUUCAUAUGUUUAUGACCGGGUGGGUAGAUUUGCUUGGAAGUUUUGUCGGUACACACACAGAACUCAGUCAUUGUCUUGCUAUCGACAAUAGACCCUGGUUAGCGAUGUUUCUCUUUCUGCCUAUGUGGUGGGGUGUCCUACCCCACUAGUAUUUUAUCAUAGGUGUCUUCGAAAUAUUGCUCGUAUAUCCUGGGACCAUCGAGUAAGUAAUGCAGUUGUUAGGAAACGGGUACUAGGUAAGAAUGGCAAAUCAACUGAUGACGUAGUGAAACUUCAUCAGUUGAGAUGGCUGCCCAACCACCGACUGCCUCGACGCGCGAUGUUCAGUGGUAUAGGAGUAGAUUGGAAGAAAGGUAGGGGCGACCAGACCAAAACAUGGCACAAGUCCAUGAAGUCACUGACAAGUGGACUGAGUCAUGUUGGUAGGUGUAGACUACCUGGUUGGGGACCACGAGAUGAUAGCAACCGAUGGUUAGAGACCCUGAAUGAUAUGGCUCGAGAUCGUUUGCAAUGGCGCAGGUGCAUCCACUCUUUGUGUUCUCCCAAAUUUUGAUCUCCUUGUCUCUUUUUUGUCUUCCCAAGUUUAUUUCACUGUAUUAUACUCUUUAAGUAACAUCUCCAAACACUAAUCUUGCCGAUUACUGCUUAUACUCUUAUUACCUCUACCACCACGGAAUUUGAAUCGACAACUGCAUCUCUAUGCUGAUGUGGUGUGGCAACUCGGACUGAUGUACGUACGUACGAAGUUCUGCGUUGUUACUGACUGGUGGGGUGUCCUCAUUCUCAGGUGUCUCAAGUACUGCCAUCGUCCCUAAAAAUGUGUCGACAUACGAAUUACUCGGUCUCCAAAAUGGUGGACGUCGUGUUUGCAAGAUGCAACAGUGCAAAGUAUUAUCAGCCUUUCAAAAGUGACAAAUAUUCUAGUAGUAUCGGUCGUACCAUAGACGUUAUCAGGUCCUCAGCUCAAUAUUUUCGCACUUCUAGAACUCGAACGACCCUGGUAAUCUCAGGUCGGUCGCCAUUGGUGUUAGCCUGUUUUCUAUUUAAGAACAAAGUGUUGUUUGGUUCAUAUUAUAUCUAAUUCUAGAAGGGGAAUUAGUUGUGACGUUGGUGCUGAUGCACUUACGUCGAAGGUUUUGUGGCUCACGUUCGAAGCGCUGAUAAAUAUUCGGUGGAUACACUUGGUCUUAUCACAUCUAUGAAGUGCUGUUGGAUGUAUUGCUGGGUCCAACUGACAAGAGUUGUCAAUAGGUUGGUCGUAAUAAGGUAUAUGGAUAUGCUACCCAUAAGAGGCGUGGUCGGAAUUACUUGACCUAACCCGUAAUGAUGCACAAAGCAGUUGUGGGUCGAAUGACUAAAACCUAAGCAAGUGAUGAAUACGGUUCCAGUGUCCAUGACAAUCAAGUCUGGCAACAUCAUAAUCAAGAUUGAUGUGAAGGCGAUUGCAGCAUUCCUACCAAUUGAGAACAUAUGAUGCACGACACAACAUCAAGGUCCGAAUUGUCAGUAGCUACGAGACAGUUCGGUCGUACAGAGCUACAACUUGGAUAACUACUACAACCGUCCUCAGACAAGGUACAACUGACUGUAAACAUUUGUCAACGUAAGGCACCGAGUGUCCACCGGCAAGAUACCACUAGCAACAAUCCACUAUGGCACAGAACAAACCAGCUUUCAUCUGAAGGAAUUAGGGAAAGACGCUGGAGAGGUCUAUGGCUUACACUAACGAUACCGACUAACCGCAUCGUGAGACGAACUUGGGAUCUUGAAGUUCAAUAGCAGAGAAGAACAAAAUAGUUGUCUUACCGAGACAAAGAGAUUGACACCAAAUGAAUGAAUAGCUCCUAGUAACAGCUGGGAACGAGGGCCUAUGUAAUGCAGUUGUCAAGAAGGUGCUUUGUAUUUCUACUGUUAUGCUACAGUGUAAUAACGAACUGCAAGUUGUAAUGAAACUACCAGAGUUAUGUUCAUCGUCUGUCAAUAGAAACAGGCAAUUUUCUGGAUAGCGAUUUUUUGUCCCAUUAAUAACCAUUACUAAUAAAAACGCUUUCUAGAUGUUGCUCUUAUCUUAAGGGAUUUCACUGAUUUGUCAGAAUAACUGUGAGAUGAAUGUCUCAUUUGCACUUUGUAAGGCACGUCAAUCUACGAGUAAUAUCUUGACAAAAUACUCAUAUAUCAUAGUAAAUGUUUUACGCCGUCAUUCCGUAGCCAGUACACAUUUAAAGGUCACUUUUCCGACAUUAUUCUGAGAUGUCUGUUCAUAAUAUGAUUUGUACCAGUCAUUUACUUAUAAACAUUUUAAUGUAUUUGAUCUUCGAGGUUCUAGAUAUCUCUAGUCGACGAUAGGCAUCUGGAUGUAAACUUCGUCACCUGUUCCCCAGAAUUUAUUAAGUUAUUUCAAGUAAACUGUUCAUUUUUAAUUGUACACAAAAACCGUUUUACAUAUAUUAUUUUUUGGUUAACCGAGUUAGAUGACGAUUUUAAUCUUACCCGGGCAUCAGAUGAAUUAUUUGUAAGCUAACAACUUAGUUUCAAUUCAGCAAGGAAUCUUCAAGUGGGAAGAUUAAGGAUCAGUUUGCAGAACACUUCAAUUCCAAAUGCGCGAACACUGACCAUUAUGAGAAACUCCAAAUGUUAUCCCAACCUGCCACUAUGUGUAUAGCCGUAAAUAAGAUUAUCACGUAAUACUUUUGACAUAGCAUAAAAGUAGUUGAAGAUUGGAAGGAAAUGGGAUAUUAAACUGUAGACCGACUGCGCAAUAAAAUUCUCUUUACGACUGCUAAGAGACCUAGAACUGUGUAACGGUACUCCUGACUGUUUAAGUGAAAAUGUCAAAUAGUGAAGAAUUAGUGGCAGACUAAAUAAUUAUUAAAAAAAGAAUUAGUGUGGUAAGAAUUACUCAAAUUUGUG